Molecule: messenger RNA, 3767 nt
Organism: Anastrepha obliqua
Lineage: Eukaryota; Metazoa; Arthropoda; Insecta; Diptera; Tephritidae
Gene: Sap47
Product: synapse-associated protein of 47 kDa
Exons: 10
Coding region: 1040-2698 (552 amino acids)
Cellular component (GO): cytoplasm; synapse
Source: RefSeq, a predicted model, not a curated record
AACUGUUAAGACAAAGAUAAACACGAAUUGUGUCAAUAUUUUAAUUAAUACUCGUACUGAAAUUUUUUAAUUAUUUCAGAAAUUAAAAAGUUCACGCCAACAAUAGAGCAUUUUUAACACAGCCAAAUAUAAUAUAGCGCAUAUGUGUAAACGUCAAAACUUCAGAGAAAUUCCAGCACAAAGAACAAAUACAAGAAUCCAUUGUACAUAAACCACCCACAGUGGGCUUCGCAAACAAAACCAACGUUUCCAUUUGUCGUCGUUGUCGUUUUUCAUGAAUAGCUGCGCAGACAUUCCAAUAAAUAACCGAAUUUGAAAUUAAUACUUCCAAAUUUAUUGAUUUACUAUAUAAUUGGCCUUUCAAACAAAGAGUGAAAAAUUGCACGUUCCACCUUGCACUAGAUUUCUGCCAAAAAAUAAAAAAGUGAGAAUUUUGUAACUCUCGUGCGCUAGUAAACGUGAAUUAAAGUGGUGUAUAAACGAUUUAACAUUGAAAAGUUCACAUUUGCGAAAAAAAAGUUAAAGAAAAAAUUGGAAAAAGUUGAAAAAAGUAAAAUCUGUAAAGUAGUCAACAGCUCCAUCGACACAGGUGCAGAAAGAAAGCAGUACUCAUCUGAAAGGUAUUCGUAAAACGUGAGAGACUCGUGAGAACUUGAACUACACGCGAAAAGUCAACCCCUGUUUUCUCAUUCAGGGUACUCUAUACAUUCCAAAAAGCAUUGUGACGCGCGUGUUAAAUUCGCCGCCCACUAACUAAAAACAAAAAAAAAAAAAAAUUAAGCAUCGCCAUACGAACCUCGUUUCGUCUUAGUGGUGCGCUCGUUUCUUUGCUCUUCCACGCACUACUUACUACGUUAGCGCCCAUAAUCGGCGUGUCGUCUAUGAGUCUGUAGUACAAAAAACCACGGUAGUUACUUAAAUCUACAUACUCCCACCAAUACAAUCCCAUUGGUUUGGUGGACAAGCGAGUGCAACGUUAGUAAAGACACUUUACAGCAACAGGAAUCUAUAGACGAAAGAAAACAGCGAGUGGACAAAUAUGUUCUCUGGUUUAACAAAUCAAUUCACUUCGUUGGUAGGCGCCGUCAAGGGCGGUCAAGCCGACGAAGAUGUGCCUGCACCCACCCAGGAUGCUGCCGCCGCUCCGGAAGCAUCCGCUGUCAGCGCUACAGCAGUAACAGCACCAGCUGCAGGCGUAGAGCAAUCAGCGAAUGCGGCUGGUGUCAGUGGGGAGCAGCCUAUUGAAGGUGAAGAGGGUGCUAAGAGCGGCUCAUCCAUCGUCGAUCAAUUGUUCACAGAAGCAACUGGUUGGUUGGGAAGUGCCAAAGGCUGGUUAGGCAGUGCCAGCGCUUCAAUUCCAUCGAUGCCGGCAAUGCCUACCAUGUCUAUGCCAUCAAUGCCAGCUAUGCCAGCCAUGCCGUCGAUGCCCUCAAUUCCGGGGCUGCGCAAGGGUGGCGCCGAAGCUGGUGAGGGUGUCGCCGCAGAUGGCACUAUUAUCGAGGGCGGAGAUGCUACAGGUGCCAUGAGUGGUGAAGAAGAAGACAAAUCGAGGUACAUUAGCGCUACAGAGGGUGCCGAUUCGCAUCCCGCUUCUGGCGGUGGCACCCCCACUGGUGAUGAGGGUCAAAUUGGACAGGGUAAGGGCGAAGAAGCGAACAUUACCACAAAAGUAACACAACAAGCAAAACAUUUUGGCUCAUUCUUGUCGUCGGCAAUAAAUAAAGCGGGCGCUAAAAUUAAGGAGACUGUCAAGGAGAAUCCCAUUCUCGAGUCUUUCAACAAAGAACAGGAAGCCUUUAUCAAAAGUCAAGGUGGUCAAGAUUCCGGCGCUGCACCCUGGAUCGGACACUCCAACGAGGCUAAGAUCAAAGAGGAAAUACUCGGUCUCUCACAGGAUCGUCGCAAUUUUGUGCGCGCCCCACCGGCCGGCGUUGAUUUUGACUUUAACUACGAUACAGCGUAUCCCACAGCAAUUGCCAUAAUGGCCGAGGAUAAGGCGCUGGAGACAAUGCGAUUCGAAUUGGUGCCCAAAAUCAUCACCGAGGAGAAUUUCUGGCGGAAUUACUUCUAUCGUGUUUCACUAAUUAUUCAGGCAGCCGAAUUGGGUACACUUGGCGCUGAUGGCGUUGGUCAGGCCUCAAGCGGCGAAGACGCCAAAAACGCGCUUGGCGGCAGCAAGUCACAAACGGAAGUUGCUGCUACUGCCACUAUUGUCAAUGAUGAGCAAAUAAAUGCAACUGCUAAUACAGACGCCAAAGCGUUAGGGCCUAUUUCGCCCAUUUCACAACAACCCACCGGUGCUGGUGUUGAUAAACUCGCCAAACAAAUAUCACGCCACAGUGAAUCUGAAUUCGUCUCAGAUUCUUUCCAAGCAACUACUGACACCGACUUGGAAGAAAUCAAAGAUGGCAUGCGUAAAUUGGGUAUUGACAGUAUGACAGAUCAAGUGAUCGGCAGUGAUGAAGAACAAUGGGAAAAAGAUCUGGAGGCUGAGUUGAAGGACUACGAAGUGGUAGGCGGCACGACAGCCGCUCAUAGUCGUGCAGGCGGCGGCGGCGGCGGCGGCGCCGUUAACAGUGACGAUGGCAAUGGCGACGACGACGAAAUACCGACAAUAUCAAAUCUGCGCACACGUUCAACGAACAACGAUUGGGAGGAAUAUGCUGAUCUGAUCGAAGAUACCGAUGAUUUAAAGUAAUUAAGAGCCUGUAUCGUAGCUUCUUCUAACUCAAUUCAUAAACGAUUUUAAAUACAUACAUACAUAUUAAUAUAUUAUUCGUGUUAAUACCACCAGCAUCUAUCUCCACCUCCAGUAGCAUUACACUACUAUUAUCUUGAUUUUUUUUAUUGAUUAUAUGCUUCUGAGCAUUCUGAAUUAAUUACUGCCUGUACGUUUACUUGACUUUUAGUAUUUGACGUGUAUUUUUUCUUGUUUUUCUUCUUUUUCUCCAUUCCACAUACUUUUCCAAUCCCGACUAUUGCUACCGACGGCUUUACACCUUCCCUUCUGACCUUACUUUUACUUUAUUGUAUACAAUUUUUUGUCACCCAACUGUAACUGUCUGUAUGUGUAUUCGUGUUUUCUUUGUAUUUUUUUUUUAUUUGGUUUUUUGGAAACUGUAUUGCUUCCAUUGAAUUUAACGUAUAAUGAAAUAUAAAUAUAUAUGUGUACGUAUGUAUAUGUAAAACAAUUAAAAUUUGUUACUAAAUGAUGUGCAAUACAAAAAAAAUACUUAAAUGUUAAAACAUGUUUGUAACAAUUGUGAAACAUUUAAAACUGGAAUAGGACACUGAAGAGUUUGAGGAGGGUCAUGCUGGGCUAUCAAUGAGCCGAGGAGUUCUUUACGCCUUUUUAGUGUUUUUUUAUAUAUUUCGAAAACCUUGUUGUACGAAUUAAAAAAAAACACAAAUUUUUGGAAUUAAAAAUUAAUAUUUUUUCCUUUUGAAUAAAAUAUUUUUGAACAAUUUUAUGUUUUUAAACCUAACUUGAUGGAGUUAGUAGAGGAGGAAAUUAUAAUUUUUGGAGUAAUAAAUUAAUUUUUUUUUUUUACUUAAUACAAAAAAAUUUAAAAGGGCUGUUUUUAAAGUAAAUAAAGCUAGUAGAGAGAAAUUUAUAAUUUUUUUGAGUAAGAAAUUAAAUUUUAUUUAAUAGAAAAAACUUUUAAAAGGUCAUGUUUUUAAAGCUAUCAAAAGCAAGUAGAGAAAAAAUUAUAAUUUUUGGAGUAAGAAAUUAUUAUUUUUUAUUUAUGCAAAAUAUUUUUGGCAAA